Laccaria bicolor S238N-H82 is the source of this 798-nucleotide messenger RNA. RefSeq lists its product as uncharacterized. The transcript has 3 exons. The coding region runs from base 1 to 798 and encodes 265 amino acids. NCBI's taxonomy places the organism in Eukaryota, Fungi, Basidiomycota, Agaricomycetes, Agaricales, Hydnangiaceae. Gene Ontology annotation, molecular function: protein binding. The record is from RefSeq and is a predicted model, not a curated record.
AUGGAGUUCUCCUCGACGAAUGCAGAAGAUCCGUUCUUUUCAGCUGAUUUCACUGGCCCGCUAGACCCCCCGCCGGGACACAGUGUUGAUAACGUUGAGAGAGAAGAUGUGGUGGUACGAGAUGAGGACUUCUAUCAUGACUACGUGAUUUUCUUGGUAGAAGGAUCUCUUUUCAAGGUUCCGCGGUUGCAUUUCAUUCAGGAGUCCGAAAUCCUCCGAGAAAUGUUUUUGUUCCCUCCACCCGAAUCUUCAGUCGUAGAUGGGCUGACGGACGAGCAACCGUUGUGCUUGGAUCACAUCCUCAAGGAGGAUUUCCGCCAACUUUUAAAAGUGUUUUAUCCUCGAAAUUUUCGUCGGGAACUAGAUUUAAAUUUGGAGGAAUGGACGUCAGUCCUCAAGUUAUCUGAUAUGUGGGACAUGGACAAUGUUCGGGAAUUGAGCAUCUCAAAUCUGACACCGCUCCUGGAGUGCAAACCUGCUCACCAGAUUGCACUUGCUCGUAGAUUUCAUGUUGACGAGUGGCUUCUGCCAGCGUUCAAGGGCCUAGUGUAUAGGGACAAGCCUGUGGAUGAGUUGGACAUGGACGAGCUGGGGGCGAGAACUGCUUUGAAAGUCGCAGCGAUCAGAGAAGAAUUUUUGCGCCUCACUACGACCACCUACCGUAACGGAUACGGCAAUCAGACAACCUCGCAAUGGAACCUUGAAUCUGGGCGGGGCGAGAUUCCUUGGGGAAGUUCUGAAGACAGUUUAACAGAUCGACUUAGGGAGAAGUUUGGCGAAACCUUCAAUCAACUGUAG